Funneliformis geosporum is the source of this 423-nucleotide messenger RNA. NCBI's taxonomy places the organism in Eukaryota, Fungi, Glomeromycota, Glomeromycetes, Glomerales, Glomeraceae. The record is from the annotation of a GenBank genome assembly.
UACGAACUAACAAAUAAAACGGAAUGUUAUGAGCAAGCAUUUACCAAUUGUUACGAAGAAUUACUAAAUAAAAUCGGAGACUUGCCGGAUAAUGUUCGUUUAGAAACUUAUGGAUUGGCUAGGGAGACAAAUCAAUAUCAUAUAACUAAUAGAGUUUACCGAGCCGACGGAACUCCGGAUAAUGAAACCGGAUUAGUAGAAUUAUGGACGGGGGGCAAAGUAAAUCCCCUUUUGGUUAAUAAAUCAGAAAUUCCCGAAUGCGAAUUUACCGAAAUGCAACUGGGAGAAUUUUUUAGCGGACAAAUUGAAUAUGCUUUAACUAAUGAGUUAAGGAAUGGCGAUAUAGCCGAAACACGAAGGCGAAUAGCUACGUUAAACCGUUGUGCGGAAAGCAACCCCACUGGAUUGGCAGCAUUUUUAUGA